Panicum virgatum (switchgrass) is the source of this 2127-nucleotide messenger RNA. RefSeq lists its product as uncharacterized. Gene Ontology annotation, molecular function: protein dimerization activity. The record is from RefSeq and is a predicted model, not a curated record. The coding region runs from base 1 to 2127 and encodes 708 amino acids. NCBI's taxonomy places the organism in Eukaryota, Viridiplantae, Streptophyta, Magnoliopsida, Poales, Poaceae. The transcript has 6 exons.
AUGCCGCCGGCCGGCCGCGCGCAGGGGCGUGUCGCGGCGCACGCGGUCAGGCAGGAGCCGGUCGAGGAGCGCUCAGCUCGCCGGUCAUGGGAUGGCCGCUGCAAGCAGCGGGUGGAACGAGGGAGGGAGAAGCCUCCGCGGCGCAGUGCCCCUCCGGCGAGCCACUCGGGGAGCUACGGAGGCGGCGCGCCGGUAUCGACCAGGCGGCAGGCCGGGUGGACGGUGUCCGGAAUGCCAACCGGGUGGACGGUAUUUGAAAUACCGUCCACCCCUAGGCCCCCUCUGUCCGUCAGAUGGGAGAUGUGCGGGCCAGAUCAUCGUCUGCGGGACAAGGGAGCCAUCGUCAUCGCCUGGCCAGGCCUCCGGCGCGCGCGGAAGUUGGAUGGCGGAGUGCCCGUAGGCCUGGUGGAGCGCGGCAGCAGAGGAGGCGAUGGAGAUGAUGCUGAUGUAGCCAUUAUUGGGGCGUCGAGCAGUGGAACUACUGCUGCUGCUGGUGGCAAAGGCAAGGGUAUCGCCAGGGAAUCAACCACUGGUGUUGUGACCGAUGGUAGGAGCACGAGCACGACGGCGGACACCGGCAUUGAGGUGGUCUACGAAGAUGGGAGGCGGGUCAAAUUAAAAGGGUCCAUUGAGUAUGUAUGGAGCCAUGGUGAGAAGCUGCAUGCUAUGAUGAGAGAGAAGAUAGGAGGAGAGCUGAUUCGGUGGAACGCCACUAGGUUUGGCACGGUUUACCUAUUUCUUCAGAGUUUUUGGGAUAGGAAGGAUCAAUUUAAGUUAUGGAUGGCAUCUAAGGACUGGGAGGAUUGUGCAUGGGCUGGUGAAGAGGACCAUGAAUACACUGAGGCUUGUUUGUCCCAAAAGAAUUGGUGGAAUGAUAUGGAGUUGGUGUUAAAAGCUGUCUCACCAAUAUAUACUGUCCUUCGGUUUGCUGAUCAGCAGAAAAAUGCUACUGUAUCUGGAUUUCUUGAAAAAAUGACACGUGCUGUAAAGGACAUAAGUACCAAUUUAAGUGACCGAAGACAUAAAGAUCUCCUUGACAGUUGGAAGCAAAUAAUCAACAAAAGGCUUCACUAUCUUCUUAAUGAUACUCUCAUAGUUGCAGCUGCUGCACUAGACCCAAAAACAAUUUAUACUACCAAGCUUUCAAAAAGUUCAAAAUGCAAACAUGCUGUAACAUUGGCUCUGAAGAAGCUUGCUCGUUCAUCUUCAAAGGCUUCCGCUGCAAUUGACCAAUAUAUCCUCUUUAGAAAGCAAGGAAAGUUAUUUGGAGGAGAAGAGGCUCGAAGGUCGGCCCUUAAUGGCCGUGUGAGUGCAGCUGAUUGGUGGGAUCAAUAUGGCGGGGACUACCCGGACCUGCAAUACUUUGCAAAGCGUAUUGUUUCACAAUGUAUGUCUUCUAGCGGCUGUGAAAGAAAUUGGAGCACCUUUGCCUUGGUUCAUACCAAAUUGAGAAAUCGUUUAAGUUAUGACAAGCUCCAUAAAUUAGUUUAUGUGCACUAUAAUUUGAAGUUGCGCAUCCAACUAUUUCAAGACGAAAUGCAAAGCCUUCAGGACAUGCAAUGCCAUCUUGAAUCAGAUUCUGAUCCUUGUAGCAUCUUGAUGGAUUGUGCUAUGUAUGAUGAAGACAACCCGAUCAUGGAUUGGUUGUGCAACUCUAGGAGUCAGUCAGUACCGACUCUUGAUGAAUAUGUUGAUAGUGAUCUUGACCUUGAACCACCCAAUCCUAGUGCAUUUAUUGUAGAAGAGUUGGGGAUGGACGAAGCAGAGGUGGCUGCAUUUAAGAAUGUUACUUUUCCCAAAAAACGUGGUAAGAAAAGAAGGUUAGCAUAUGAGGAAGAAGAGGAAGAAGAUUUUGCAGAUGAUGUUGAAUCAGAUUCUGCGCAAGGUAGCCCUACGUAUGUCGAGUCAGGGGACAGCAGCUCUGAUGAUGGAGGUGAUAAUGGUGAGUUUUCAGUUUUGAUUGUAUUCUCCACAUUCUUUGUAUUAAGUUUGUCAAGGCCACAUAUAUUCGAUCAAAAUGUUAUUUUUGUCGAAGGUCACGGUGAUGAUGGUGACAUUGGACGGGCUUGUGGUGAUGAUGAACCUGCUGGAGAUCCAAAUAAUGGUGGUGGUACAAAUGAGCUUUGA